Messenger RNA from Cladophialophora yegresii CBS 114405, 975 nucleotides. RefSeq lists its product as uncharacterized. The record is from RefSeq and is a predicted model, not a curated record. Gene Ontology annotation, molecular function: phosphoric diester hydrolase activity. NCBI's taxonomy places the organism in Eukaryota, Fungi, Ascomycota, Eurotiomycetes, Chaetothyriales, Herpotrichiellaceae. Gene Ontology annotation, biological process: lipid metabolic process. The coding region runs from base 1 to 975 and encodes 324 amino acids. The transcript has 2 exons.
AUGGUCUUCUCCGUUUUGCUCCUCGCAGUUCCCUUUGCGCUGCAAGCGAACGCGGCUUCAAUACCAGCUUCAGCACAAGCUAUCGGUCUGGACAUCAGUGCUACUCUCCAAAAUAUAUUGGCGAAUACACAGCAAAGCGAUGCCUACACAUAUCCUACCGAUUUGACGAGAGGCAUUGUUGUGAAACCAAUUCACUCACACAACGAUUACUGGCGCGACGUUCCAUUCUACUCAGCACUAUCGGUGGGCUGUGCAUCGAUCGAAGCCGACGUCUGGCUUUACAACAACACCCUCUACGUAGGUCAUGAGACCUCGGCCCUCACACCGGCUCGCACGCUCGACUCGCUCUACAUCCAGCCCCUGCUGGACACGCUGAAGCGACAGAACCCCUCCUCACCAUUCGUCACGGCACCGACCAAGAACGGCGUCUACGACACCUCCUCGGGCCAGACUCUGCUCCUGUUUAUUGACCUUAAAACCAAUGGGACGACAACCUGGCCCGCCGUUGUCACUGCUCUCCAACCUCUACGGUCAGCGGGUUACUUAACCACCUUUAAUGGUACGGGGGUCACCGUUGGACCUGUGACGGUUAUUGGCACGGGCAACACGCCACUCAACCAGAUCCAACCAGUCCAGCAGAGAGACUACUUUUUCGACGCGUCGUUACACUUGCUGAGCUCGACGCAAUCAAACAUCACGGCGGCCGUGUCUCCUGUGGCAUCGACGGCUUUCAGUGCCCAAAUCGGCGCCAUCAACGGUACUACGUUUAACUCCACGCAACUCGCGACGUUGAGAAGUCAGAUCGCGGUGGCCAAAUCCAAGGGAAUCCUCCCGAGAUACUGGGACACUCCGGGGUGGCCUAUCAGCACCAGGAACGCAGUCUGGGGAACCUUGCUCGAAGAAGGUGUAGGAUUGUUGAACGCUGAUGACUUACCUGCAGCGGCGGGCUUCGGAGCGUAUUACGGACUAUGGUGA